UCCUCUCUCAUUGUAUUCAAUUCGAAGAGUAAGCGCGUCACGCUGAAAUACGAUACGAGUACGAGUACGAGUACGUUGUCAGUUUUUGUCAAGAUAAGGCCCACGAUUUUAUGAAAUUGUCUGGGAGAGUGUCAGUGAGACCGCGAUUGCUCUUACGCAAAGGUCUUCUCAUUCUCGCGGGAUUUUGAGAGCUGACCUUGGUUUUGUUCUGGUUUCGUUGAAUUUUUUCGGGGGAAAUUUUCAGCGAGAUGUCGACGGUUCUCGCGACUUUCGCUGUUCUCAAGGACCACGUCAAGUUGAGAGUGACGCAGGACUCCGUGGCUAUUGACAAUAUUGUAUUUAAACUCCACUAUCGCGUGACAUUUUUGAUCCUGUUGAUUGGCUGCCUGCUGUGCACAUCCCGUCAAUUAAUAGGUGAUCACAUCAAAUGCAUAUUUGAUAAUGAGGAGAAAACGCUGGGCCACGUCAUUGAUACUUUUUGUUUUUUCACAUCGACUUUUACCAUCUCGAAGUACAUGAAUGCAACAGCUGUAGAAUUAGGCCACAUACCGCAUCCCGGUGUGGGCUCACAAAGCCCAGAAGACGAGGUUGUCCAUCACGCUUAUUACCAAUGGGUGCCGUUUGUCCUCUUCUUCCAAGCGCUCCUGUUCUACGUGCCCCACUACCUCUGGCGAUCCGCAGAAGGUGGUCGUCUGAAGGUGCUCGUCUCGGGUCUGCAAAUGGCGUCCCUCUGCCUCCGGGACGAGCAGCUCGACCUGGGUAACGGGAAAUCGAUUCCCUCCAAGUCCGAUCGAGAGGAGAAAAUCCAGAUAAUUCGAAACGCAUUUCUGAAUCGUCUGCACGCCAACAGGCCCUGGGCAUACUACCUCGGUCUCUGCGAGGUCCUAAACUUCAUGAAUGUCCUGACCCAGAUAUACCUAACAAACUGGUUCCUUGGUGGUGCUUUCCUGAACCUGGGGAGCCUCCUCACUCAGGCGGACGAUACCGACUGGAAUCGAAAGAUGACACCUCUGGACAUUGUCUUUCCCAAGGUUACCAAGUGCACAUUCCACAAGUACGGGCCCUCGGGGAGUAUUCAGAGGCACGAUGCCCUCUGUGUCAUGGCCCUGAACAUUGUCAACGAGAAAAUUUACGCAUUUUUGUGGUUUUGGUUUAUUAUUCUGGCGAUUAUUACGGGAUUGGGACUUGUCUGGAGAAUUCUCACGAUGGUACUACACGCAAGGAGUAUCCGGUUCAAUCGCUGGGUAUUUUCCCUUGCCUGCCCGGGUAGAUACAACCCCUGGAAUGUCCUUCGAGUGACUCACGAGUACCACUUCGGGGACUGGCUCUUCCUCUACUACAUAGCCAAGAACUUGGACAACUAUGUGUUCAAGGAGUUGCUCGAGCAGUUGGCUCACGACAUGGAGGAUCGUCGGGCGAGCCGCCCCAAGCCUCGGCUUUCCACCCUGGACGAGGAGGAGCCCUUCAAACAGGCCUAGGGGCCAUCGAUCCACUGGAACAAUUCCCUUAAGCAUUCUAGGGAGUCGAGUCGAGGACAGGCAUUAAUACAACGUUUCUCCUCGCUUUUGUUGAGUAUUUUUGCGUCAGUGCUGCACGACUGUAUUUUUUACUCGCGAGAAUAUUUUUUUUUCUUCAAAUGGUUGAAAAAAAACAGAAAAAAUCAUCAAUAAAAUCGCUGAAGACGUGAUAAAAAUCCCGAAAAAGAAAUAUGAUUGAUCCUUCGUAUCAUCGAACUCUAGUCACAAAUGAAUCCCCAUUGCGAGUCACAAUCGAUAAGACUCGAUCCAUGACUCGCUCUCGCUUUACUCAUUCUCUAAAUACCUCUCAAAAGGAGCGUACGCAACCGGAAAUGGAAUUGUCAGUGACGCUGGGGCUGAAUGACUCGUAUGUACAAGUGGGAUAAACGGUGAUUCCGCUUUGACUAAGGACAGCCGAUAAAUAUCCAUGGCCAUUGGAUUCAUGGCACACGUCAUUAUCCGGCCCGACGCGAUGACAACAACAGUGGAGAUUAAUGUUUAUUGAAAAUGCAACAGUGAAAGGGUAUCGAUGCUUAUUGUAACGUUAGACGUUGCUGGGAAGUUCAAUUAUUUUAUCAUCUAAUAACAUUGGGUAAUUCAAUCGGUCUGCAACUGUGAUAAAUAAUAUAUUAGAGAAAAAAUCGAUUGUAAUACGAGCACGUGUCACUGGUCUAGGGCAUACUGCACUUCACGGGCGGGAUGUUGCGUAAGAAUUGCCCGGAGAUUCGUUAAAGUUCAGGGAUUUUUAAUUUAAUUAAUUGAAAAAUUAUUUUUCAUGCACUCGCGCAAAUUAAAAAAUAGAGCUUUCUAUUCCAGUUAUGAUUGUAUUUUUUUAUUGAGAGUAUAUUCUAGAUUUUUGUAUGAAUAUUUAAAUAAAUAAAGUGAAACAAAAUACAUUUACGAGCGAACCAGAAA
Molecule: messenger RNA, 2432 nt
Organism: Diachasmimorpha longicaudata
Lineage: Eukaryota; Metazoa; Arthropoda; Insecta; Hymenoptera; Braconidae
Gene: Inx7
Product: innexin inx7
Exons: 6
Coding region: 249-1478 (409 amino acids)
Biological process (GO): phototransduction
Cellular component (GO): gap junction; plasma membrane
Molecular function (GO): gap junction channel activity
Source: RefSeq, a predicted model, not a curated record